This is a messenger RNA of Microcebus murinus (gray mouse lemur), 7054 nucleotides long. RefSeq names its product gamma-aminobutyric acid type A receptor subunit theta (gene GABRQ). Gene Ontology annotation, cellular component: membrane. Gene Ontology annotation, molecular function: GABA-A receptor activity; extracellular ligand-gated monoatomic ion channel activity. Gene Ontology annotation, biological process: monoatomic ion transmembrane transport. The record is from RefSeq and is a predicted model, not a curated record. NCBI's taxonomy places the organism in Eukaryota, Metazoa, Chordata, Mammalia, Primates, Cheirogaleidae.
GAUGGAGCGCACCUUGCGGCAGCCAGGGGCGCCCUAGGGCUGCUGCUCCUCUAAGGCUCUGGGCUGCGGGAUCCCAACCGAACCUGGCGCUCCCUGCUCCCUGUGCCCUCGCUGAUCUCUCCUUAAAGGAGAUUCUUUGUCGAAGGGCUAGCGAUCCUGCACCCUCUGGCCCCGCACUGGCCUAAUCCCCACCCCCACCCCGUCCCUUUCCACGGCCGCGGCUCCAGCGCCCUCCGGACCCCACAGCGCCACAGCCAUGGGCAUCCGAGGCAUGCUGCGAGCCGCCGUGCUCCUGCUGCUCAUCAGGACCUGGCUCGCGGAGGGCAACUACCCGAGUCCCACCCCGAAAUUCCACUUCGAGUUCUCCUCCGCUGUGCCCGACGUCGUUUUGGACCUUUUCAACUGCAAAAAUUGUGCAAGUGAAGCAGUGGUUCAAAAGAUUCUGGACAGGGUGCUGUCGAGAUAUGAUGUUCGUCUGAGACCAAAUUUUGGAGGUGCCCCUGUGCCUGUUAGAAUAUCUGUCUAUGUCUCCAGCAUUGAACAGAUAUCAGAAACGAAUAUGGACUAUACAAUCACCAUGUUUUUUCAUCAGACUUGGAAAGAUUCACGCUUAGCAUACUAUGAGACCAACCUGAACCUGACCCUGGACUAUCGGAUGCAUGAGAAGUUGUGGGUCCCUGACUGCUAUUUUGUGAAUGGCAAGGAUGCCUACGUGCAUGAUGUGACUGUGGAAAAUCGUGUGUUUCAGCUUCACCCAGAUGGAACAGUGCGGUAUGGCAUCCGACUCACCACCACAGCAGCUUGUUCCCUGGAUCUGCAUAAAUUCCCUCUGGACAAGCAGGCCUGCAAGCUGGAGGUGGAAAGCUAUGGAUACACGGUUGAAGACAUCAUGUUAUUCUGGGAAGGCGAUGGAAGUGCCAUGCACAUGACUGAGAAGCUGCAUAUCCCUCAGUUCACUUUCCUGGGGAGGACGAUUACUAGCAAGGAGGUGUAUUUCUACACAGGUUCCUACAUGCGCCUGAUACUCAAGUUCCAACUCCAGAGGGAAGUCAACAGCUACCUUGUGCAGGUCUAUUGGCCUACUGUCCUCACCACUAUUCUUUCCUGGAUAUCGUUUUGGAUGAACUAUGAUUCCUCUGCAGCCAGGGUGACUAUUGGUCUGAUUUCGAUGCUCAUCCUGACCACCAUCGACUCUCAUCUGCGGGAUAAACUCCCCCACAUUUCCUAUAUCAAGGCCAUCGACAUCUAUAUCCUCGUGUGCUUGUUCUUUGUGUUCCUGUCCCUGCUGGAGUAUGUCUACAUCAACUAUCUUUUCUACAGCCGGGGACCUCAGCGCCAUCAUAGGCGACGCAGGAGGCCACGAAGAGUCAUUGCCCACUACCGGUACCAGGAAGUGGUGGUGGGGAACGUGCAGGAUGGCCUGAUUAUCAUGGAAGACGGAGUCAGCUCUCUUCCCACCACCCCAGCGCAGGCCCCCCUGGCAAGCCCGGAAAGCCUCGGUUCUUUGACGUCCAUCUCCGAGCAGGCCCAGCUGGCCACCUCGGAAAGCCUCAGCCCACUCACUUCUCUCUCAGGCCAGGCCCAGCUGGCUACUGCAGAAAGCCUGAGCGAUCUCCCCUCCACCUCAGAGCAGGCCCACCUCAGCUAUGGUGUUCGCUUUAGUGGUUUCCAGAAUGAUGACAGUGUUGUUCCUACUGAAAUCCGCAACCGUGCCGAGGCCCAUGGCCAUGCUGAGACUCGUGACUCUGAAGACUCUGAUGGGAGCUUGAGCUCAAAUGAGAGCCACGGCUGUGGCCCCAGUGGGAAGCCUGUGCUUCACCGUGGCCAGGGGUGUGUGCAAGAAGCAAACCGUGAGCUUGAUGAGAUCCAUAGCUUACACGAUGAUGUCAAUGUUGAGAGCAUCUGCCUUGGCCUUGAGGAGCGACUCAAGUGUGAUGCUGAUAGUAUCUGGAGCCUGGAUGAUGAUGAGCUCAUGGCCAGUGGCCCAGAAAAGGACAGUAGCUCAGAGUCUGAGGAGAGUGCCCCCCCGAGCCCUGGGUGCGCCUUCACUGAAGAGUUCUCCUUCAGUCUCUUUAACCCUGACUGUGUCCCUAAGGUUGACAAAUGGUCCCGGUUCCUCUUCCCUCUCGCCUUUGGGUUGUUCAACAUUGCUUACUGGGUGUACCAUAUCUAUUAGUCCCCUGGUGGCCCCAGAGCGGCAGGGACACUGUCCUCUGCUCCUUUAUAGUUUCUUUUGGUUUUAUUUUUCCCUCUCUCCUUCAUGCAUUUUAUUUUGUGGCUUUGGGGGCAAUCUAAUCAGUUCAACACUUCUCUUUAUAAACAUGAGGUGGAGAGUGAUUGGAAAACAUGUAUUCUGGCUGGAAAGGAAGGGGCUGAGGAGGAGUUGGAGGUAAAGAGCACAUUGAUUUCCUUUCCUGCUAGAAGGCGCUCACCUUUUCUAAGAUUUCUCACAGCUAGUAAGCAUGGAAAAGCCCCUGGAAAUGUUUAGAGGACAGGGGGGAGCCAGGUUUCGGGACAGUAGAAGAAUCUAAGCCUUGCUCACAAACAUUUCUGGGAACUUUUCUGUCCCCCUGAGGUGGCAAAAUUUCUUUUUCAUGACUUUUUUUCUUCUUUUUUUUUUUUCCUCCUAGGGAUUAUGGACCUUGCUCACCCUCUGCUUAGGGCUUUAUAGGAAAAAGUCAAGCUGGGUUGGGCUGGGGUACACAGGGGAAGGGCUAGCCAUAGCUUGGAAGUUCAGGGAACUGGGCAUGGGAAACUAGGGGAGCAUUUGUAAGUGCCUUUUUCCCACUAUUUUUGUCAUAUUUAGAAUGUGGCAUGGUGGUGCAGGGUUGGGAGGGGAAUGUAGGUGGGUGAGGCUGAAGAGCAAGAUGUCAGGGUAGGUGACAGAGCACACACCCAACAGGAGCUUGCAGUGGGGCAGGGGGCAAGUCUAAGUUGGAGAUGAAACAGUUGAGCUGGCCUCUUUGGAGGAACUGGAACUUCUCUUGCCUAUAUUUCUGCUUCAGAAUGCCUGACACUAGGGACUUAAUACAUCUGUCUAAGUCAGGAGUUCGCUUGCUGGCAGAUGCUAAGUUGAUCACUAAUCACAGAGUAAGCACUUGGUGAAUAAGCACUAGGGUAGGGAACAUCACACUUGAGAUUUCACCAUAUGACCUAGACUAGCAGAUGCACAUCUACUGUAAAUCUGUAUACUAAUCCUUUCUAUUUCUCUAGUGCAUAGUGUCAACAAGCUCACUGACCCAUCACAUCACCGGACCUCACAGGACCCCCACAAGCCAGGAAAGGCAAAGCACAUUGUUCCCAGUGUUGCAAGGAAAACAAAUGGAGCUUAUGUACCGUGCUUGAGAGCAUGCAGCGAGUGAGUGGUAGAGCCACCCCACUUGCUCUUCCUUCUCCUGGUCCUCCUAGCUCUCUAAACCAAAGCAUCCCCCUUUCUUUCCUCCCCUUUGCAAAACGGGGCUCUGGCAGAGUCUGUCUCUUUAUCAGGCCCCCAACCUUAUUCUAUGGUACCUGGGGUGUCUCUGCAGGAACUGGCUGGUGACCAGCCAAUGAGUGUGAAGGGAGCAGAUGGAGAACAGGGGCACUGCCCACCCAGCAGGGCCCCUAGCGGCAGUAGGAUUGGCCUGCACUCCAAUUUGCCAAGCAGCUCCACCUCAUUGAUGGAGUCCAUGAGGGAAUGAGCUUUACCAAGCACUCAACCUGUACCCCCUUUCUCCUUCUGAAGCUUUUCCUGCAACACCUCACCCCUUUACCCACCUACCUUUAAGUAUGCUUCUGUGUUCGUGUUUCCUUGUUUACCUGGAUGUGUUCAUAUGCAUCGAGGUAGGUCUAUGUGCAUGUACAACCAUUCGAGAAUCUGUAUACUGCUGUGGCUAUCCGUGUAAAUCUAUAUUGGUAUGCAAAGAAAUGUAUGUACAACAACGUGUGGAUGUGUGUAUGUGGAUGUAUCCCCAUGAAAGUGUGGCUUGUGUGUAUAUGUAUGGGUGUAUGCUGAGUGUGUGUGUGUAUAAAUGCAUGUCUGCACACCUGUGUUUACCUGGCUUGAAUGAGUGUGAAGCAAAAUAUACCUGACAACAUAUAUAUUCCCUGUUGGCACCCUUCUAGAACCACCAGAUUCCUUUGGCCUGUUCCCACGUGGGGGAUGCCCUUUGGCUGUGUUGGUUAACUGACUUUCUUUCCAAUUCGCUGUUCCAGGAAGUGGCAUCUUCUGGUCCCCAUCCACUCCUCGUCCCCUCCCUUCACCCAUCUGUGCUGUCUCUUGGACAGAAGAGCCGGAGGAAAUGAAUGUAGUCCUAAGGAGUGGUAAUUUAGUGCCUUGAGGUAGGAAAUGCUGAGUCCCUGGGAUCAGCUACAAGUGCAGAGCAUUUUGCCUUGUUCUGGGAGGACAUGUUUAGGAGUAACAGGCUGGGGGGAGGGCCUGAAGGAUACAAUGAGAAUAGAAGCAUGCUGCAAACAAAGGGGUGGGAGAGCCAGCAAACUAGACAGGGUGUUGUCUAUAACCUUUAUUCCAAUUGCAUUGUAAGCCUGACACGUGUGGCAUUAUAUUGCCUAGAAUGGCUGCAGGUAUGGACUGUGGCGGUUACCAAUUUCGGCACAGGAAACACUUUAGUAGCCUAUCCUGGGAUGGCUUUUCACUGCUGGACUCCAGCAAUAGGCCCUAAGUUCCACCUUGGACUUGGAGUCUAGAACUCUCCACUUCCACCCUUCCAGGGAAAGCAAUAGUCAGAGGGGAGAGAAGGAAGUGCAAAGGUGCCCUAAGGACUGCCUGCCUCAGUGGGCCCAGCUUGUUGUCUCUUCCUCCCUUCUGCACAAACAUAUAGCUUCUCACACACACCCACACAGACCCACACUAUCACCCACGUGUGCAGUCACACACGGGGGGCACUCACCUUUAUCAGUAUAUACCUAUACGCACCCAGACCUGCACACACUCACAUAUGGCCACACAUAUUCACAUGCACAAUCACACAUUCAUGAGUGUGCAUGCACACGCGCGCGCGCGCACACACACACACACACACACACACACACACAUCUUGUAGGACAGUUACAAAUAAGAAAGUUGCCACCAGACUGUCAAGAUUCCCUCUUUAUUUUUGGGCACCCCACAGAGAGAUCCAGGUUGAGGGAAGAGCAGUAGCCUCAUGUCUGAAGCUCCCCACAUGGCUGUAGAAAGUCUGGCUUCCUGGAGCCUAAGCAUUGCUUAGUUAACUUUGAUUUGCGUCUCUAGGACCCCGGUGGGUUUUGAGCCCUGUGGGGGGUGAGCAGUUGAUUUGAGAUCCAGUCAUAAAGGGAGAUUUGAGCAGUAGGAAGGCAGGUUUUAAGAAGGUUUUAAGAUGUGUCUGGCAGCAAUGCACAUGAAGGCUACACAGCACAGAGGAAGGGCAGAGAGGCCAGCUGUAAAUAUCUCUAUAAAUCCACAUAGCCAGAUAUAAUAUUAUACCUUACAAAGAAUAUCUUGCCCUAAUGUGCUGCAAUAAGAGCAGUUGAACUCUACUGUGACUCAUACUCUGUAGGUUAAGUGACAAUGUGAGGUGGAGGUUUGGCAAUGAAACCUUUUCGGGAACUUAAACCUUCUGAGUUUGCCAUGGAUUAGUUUGUUUGAGCCUGAAAAUUGCCAGAUCUUCCCUUGUCAAGUCCUGUAUGUGGUCUGUUGUCUAUGUCAUUGAGCCUCAUCCCCAGCUGUCCCCAGCUGUCCCCAGCCCCUCCCCAGCCGUGCAAACCCCCACCUCCAGCUGACUGCCUCCAUCCCCUCCUUCUCCUCUUCUCACACCAAAUAACUCUGGAAGUGCAGUGUCCAGCUGGGUGCUGCCGGGAUACAGCCCAGAGCCUUUCUCAGCCCCAGCCAGUCAAAGAGUGCUUGGUAAUUUGGAGCUUUGGCAGCAUGUGGAAUGGAGUGACCCCCACUUUGCUCCUCUACCCACUUUCCUUCCCAUCCACUUUCCCCCUAGAAUCCCUUCUGUGCCACUACCACAGGAAGGACACCCCCAUCUGUCUCUCCAAAGUGUCAAUUUGUUGUGGGGAUAUGUGACAUGUUUCCUACCAAGUUCUUGCCCUUUCCGUCUGCCACUGUGGGGUGCCUUUGCACAGGUCAUGGAUGAUCUUUAAUGGAGCUUGUCAAGUGUAUUCUUAGAAUUCAUGUCACCUUGUUAAUAGCAGGGCUGCAAAGUCUUUGCACAUUUAGAGCUGAGUUUUGCUGAGACUGUGGCUGUUCCAAAUGAGGGUUCCUUAUUAUGUAUAUACAAGAACUAACCCUUUGAACUAUUAACUAAUGAAUACAUUCACUAAGCCAUCCAUCUUCAUGUUACCCUGCUGUGGUGAUGAGCUGUAACUUUCUAGCUAUUCUAUAGCCAAACAUCAAAGGAAAUCGUGACUUGUCCUACUAAAAGUGCAGUAUGUUCAUGUCUGUUGUAUAGUGUCCUGUGAUCAAUAUGAAAUCUAUAUUAUUGGUGUUGGGUUUUCAGGGGAGGGAGGGAGGAGAGUGUUAAUGUAUCUCUCUGAUAUACUUAAAUUAUGAAAUAGCCCCAGUUGGUCAGGGUCACUUCCAUGGACUCAAUUUGCUUGAGACUCUGUGCCCACCAUCUUGCCAGACUGCGUCCCCAGGGUCAGUAGUCAUCAGCAAAGUUGAAGGUGCCCGAGUAUAGCACAAUUGGCCAUGGUGCCUGACGUCAGGCAGUGCCAGAAGAUUCUUCAGAGUGCAGCCAAGUCAGUGACGCUCUGAAAGCAGAUGAAGUACAGUAAAAUCACACACGCGCGCGCGCACACACACACACACACACACACACACACACACACACACACACACGUCUUCAGAAGUAGAGCUGGGCCCAGGCAAGUGAAAACCAAGAAAAGAAGAGGAGGACCAAGCCCCAGCUGCCCUGAAUGCCCUGACCCAAAAAGGGGGCACAAAAGCACCAGAGCCUCAAGAGAUGACUGGUCACCUUCUUUUCCCUCAUUAAAUGUACAUUUUUGCAUGAAAAAGACCUUGAUCAGUGUGGACUUCAAAAAAAUAAAACAUAAAGAUAAAAUUAUGCUUCUGAAAAAUAUACUGAAA